Messenger RNA from Xylona heveae TC161, 2209 nucleotides. RefSeq names its product Pex24p-domain-containing protein. Gene Ontology annotation, cellular component: peroxisomal membrane. The record is from RefSeq and is a predicted model, not a curated record. The transcript is spliced from 2 exons. Lineage: Eukaryota; Fungi; Ascomycota; Xylonomycetes; Xylonales; Xylonaceae. Gene Ontology annotation, biological process: peroxisome organization. Bases 104 to 2152 code for a protein of 682 amino acids.
GCAUCACAUAGGCAAACCGUGGAGCAGCGUAGUCGUCCUCAAACUGCGCUGCACGUCCUCUCAGUUCAAUCUCGUAUUUCCCUUCCAAAUGUAAUGCUCCACAAUGGACGAAUACAGGGCCGAGGCCUUUUCCAACAGGGACGAGCCCAUUCCCGUCGUUGCGGGCGGGAACGGUGCCAGAGCAUCAGACAAGAAUACAAGCUCUCAAGAUGCUCCUGCUACAGCCACGACGGGAGCUGACGAUCGGGCCUUGGAUGAAGAUACAGCAUCAUCUACACCCUCGAACAAGAAGAGUAAAACUCGAAACAGUCUGCAGGACAGACUAUUCUCCAUGUUAAUGAAGCAAAUAAUACCCUCGGACGAGAUCCAGGAUGAUAUAUUCGAGACUCCGGGGCGCAAGACGCCCUCGUCUUCCUCUUCAUAUGAAAACCGACCGGGCUUCAGCCUACCGCUCAUGACGAGUAAUUUCAGGCGCUUCAACGCUCGAAUCGGUGUCGUCUUCGUCUUUCAAAACCGAGUCAUUCAGCUUCUCUCCUGGAAAACACCAACGCAUACCUUAUCCUUCCUCUUCGUGUACACAUUUUUCUGCUUGGAGCCAACACUCCUCGCCACAUUGCCCAUCGUGGUCGUCCUCUUCUUCAUCAUGGUCCCCGCAUUCAUCGUUCGACACCCGCCUCCACCGAUCCGUCUACCCACUGACGCUGCAUAUUCCAUGGACGGCCCUCCAUUAGCACCCCCGCAGCAGGUCAAACCCGCAAGCGAGAUGAGCCGUGACUUUUUCCGCAAUAUGCGCGACCUACAGAACUGCAUGGAAGACUUCUCUCAGGUUCACGACAAGACAAUUGCCCUCGUAGCGCCCCGAACCAACUUUUCCAACGAACCACUCUCUUCUGCGCUCUUUCUUGGUCUCUUUGCAACGGCCUCCCUACUCUUCAUUACCUCCCAUCUUGUUCCCUGGCGAACAAUUUUCCUCGUAGCCGGCUGGGUAGGGACCUGUCUCGGUCAUCCGUCUGUGCAAGACGCCAUCGAAUCCCUGCGCAAGGAAGACCACGUCGUGUCACGCGAGAAACAGAUUCAGGGAUGGCUCGACCAAUGGAUUACCCGGGACAUUGUUCUCGACUCUGCCCCCGAGACGCGCGAGGUUGAGAUUUUUGAACUCCAGCGUCGGGACGCCAGCGGGGCCAGCGACGAGUGGGAAGGCUGGGUAUUCAGUCCUUCGCCGUACGACCCGCUCUCGCCGACGCGCAUUUCGGGCGAUCGUCCACGCGGGGCACGAUUCUUUGUCGACGUCGAGCCCCCGCAUGGCUGGGAAUGGAGCGACAAGAAGUGGGCUCUGGAUCUGCUGAGCCGCGAGUGGGUCGAAGAGAGAAUGAUUACGGGCGUGGAGAUUGAAACGGAGGGUGAGCGAUGGGUAUACGAUCUCGAUGAGCCAACGAGUACGAGUGCGAGCUGGGCCUCCUCUGCCUCACCUUCCUCUCAUUCUUCAUCUCCUUCCUCCAAUAACAACAACAACAACAAUAACGGGUCGUCAAAAAAGAAGAACCAGAAGAAAAACGAUCGUCAAGAUGAUACCAAUCAUUCCUUGUCAUCGUCCGCAUCAACCUCUUCAUACCUGACCGGUGGGCCCCUUCCGAGCGGAACCACCAGCGUUAACGCAAGCACGACUAGCUUAAGCCCGAGCAUUAUCAAAAAUACCAACCCGAGCAGUCACAACGCCAGCACUACCAGUGUCAAUACAACGGCAACCUCAGCAAGCGCUGCUCCCUCGUCAAACAGCACGAAUGGUAAACAUUCAAUCUCGUCCAAAGUGUCUAACGAGAAAGAAAAACUCGCUGCGAAAAAAGAACAGGCCAAAGAGGACAAGAAGAGCAAAAAACAGCAAAAGGGUUCCAAAGGGAAUGGAUCUGAUGCAGUUGAUUUUGGUCGUGGGGGCAGCGGUAACAGCAACAAUGGUAGCGGUGCAGCUGCAACUGCAGCAACAGAGAACAACCGAGGAGGCACUUCUGUACCAUCAUCAUUAUCCUCAUCAUCGACAACAGCGACCAUGAAUAACCCACAUAAGCGGGGAGAAUGGCGACGGCGGCGCUGGAUUAGGCUGGUCAAGCGCAAGCCUGUGCAUCAUCAGCGUCGAGUUAGUGUAAAUGAAUCAUGAAAUUUCUUUUUUCCUUUUACCUCAUUUUCCAAUUCUGGUAGCGUAGCUUUUACGAUG